Messenger RNA from Closterium sp. Naga37s-1, 726 nucleotides. The record is from the annotation of a GenBank genome assembly. Lineage: Eukaryota; Viridiplantae; Streptophyta; Zygnematophyceae; Desmidiales; Closteriaceae.
AUGUCAGAGUCCCGACCUGCCGUAAGGCGAUCUGCUUCGGCUCCGACGGUUCCGUCGAUCGUCCUUCCUGUCCUCUCGUCGAUCUUCCUUCCGAUCCCUCCCUCCGACCCUCCUUCCGACCCUCUCUCCGAUCGUCCCUUCGAUCCUUGCGAGCCAAUGAGGAACGAGGAGGAGGAGACCGGGAGCGAGACCGCGAUUUUGAUCGGGACAGAGGGGGAGAGACACGGGAGGAAGGACACAGGUGGAGAGACAGAGGCUCCGUUUACCCCCCAAUAUAUUCUCCUUUGCCUCACCUGCUUCCCCCCAUCCCCUUCCCUGCUUCCCCCCAUCCCCAUCCCUGCUUCCCCCCAUCCCCUUCCCUACUUCUCCCCAUCCCCUUCCCUGCUUCCCCCCAUCCCCAUCCCUGCUUCCCCCCAUCCCCUUCCCUGCUUCUCCCCAUCCCCUUCCCUGCUUCCCCCCAUCCCCUGCUUCUCCCCAUCCCCUUCCCUGCUUCCCCCCAUCCCCUUCCCUGCUUCCCCCCAUCCCGCUCCCUGCUUCUCCCCAUCCCCUUCCCUGCUUCCCCCCAUCCCCUUCCCUGCUCCCCCCCAUCCCCUUCCCUGCUUCCCCCCAUCCCGCUCCCUGCUUCCCCCCAUCCCGCUCCCUGCUUCCCCCCAUCCCGCUCCCUGCUUCCCCCCAUCCCCUUCCCUGCUUCCCCCCAUCCCCUUCCCUUCUCUACACGGUGCAUAG